Messenger RNA from Owenia fusiformis, 770 nucleotides. Lineage: Eukaryota; Metazoa; Annelida; Polychaeta; Sabellida; Oweniidae. The record is from the annotation of a GenBank genome assembly.
AUUAUAAUAUUAUUCAAUUUUGUAUUACGCAUAUGUGUCUCAAAUUUAGUAAAUCAUAUAGAACAGUAAAUGCUAAACUGAAUAUUCACAGCUCAGUAGCAAUUGCGAUCACUUCCGGUAACAAACAAAUUUGUGAAAAUUUAAAAUCAAGGAACAUCAGUCAGUUGAAGUUAGUUCUACAGGUAAAGGAAAUCAUGGAUUUGCAAGCAUUAAACGCACUCUCAGAAAUGCUUCAAACUGAGGAACAGGACUCUGAAUCUGAUGAUGAUCAACCAAGCAGUGCUGUAACAAAGAUGGGUCCUGGGAGUAUUGGUCCAGCUAAAAAGCAAUCCACCACAGUAAAACCCUCGAAUGGACCUAAUCCAGCGAACAAAGGAAACAGUAAAGAUAUUUGGGAUGAAGAUGAAGUAAAUGCAGGACAAGAAUUUGACGAUGUACACGACCCACGUCCUCAACCAGAGUAUGAUAUUGUGUAUAAACAGGCUGUCACAUCAGAGGAUAUGUUUCUUGGAAUGGGAAAUAAGAAUCCUGCUACGUCAAGCUGUGAGGAUAUGGUUGUUAAAAUUAAACUCCCUGGAACUAAAGCAUCGGAGAUGCAACUGGAUGUUCAGACUAAAUUUCUGGAUUGUAGGACAUCAAAGUUCAAACUUGGAUUACACCUGCCCCAUCCAGUAGAUGAAAAAAGUGGAAAAGCAAAAUGGAACAGUGAUAAAUGUGAAUUAGAAGUUACUCUAAAAAUGAACAGAGAUUAUGAUUUUAUCAACUUUUGA